This is a messenger RNA of Capsaspora owczarzaki ATCC 30864, 1890 nucleotides long. RefSeq lists its product as hypothetical. Bases 1 to 1890 code for a protein of 629 amino acids. Gene Ontology annotation, molecular function: phosphatidylinositol binding; superoxide-generating NADPH oxidase activator activity. The transcript is spliced from 7 exons. The record is from RefSeq and is a predicted model, not a curated record. Gene Ontology annotation, biological process: superoxide anion generation. NCBI's taxonomy places the organism in Eukaryota, Filasterea, Ministeriida, Capsasporidae.
AUGUCGCGUCCGCUUGUGAUGAGCGGCAGCAGCAGCAGCAGCAGCGCGAAUGCAACAUCAUCAUCAUCACUGUCAUCAUCACUGUCAUCAUCAUCAUCAUCAUCAUCCGGUGCGAGUGGGAAUGCGAGUGGCGGUGGCUCCAAUCCGGCCAUCUGGCGAACCCAACUCCGAUCCACAACAUCAUCACCCCCAUCAACCGCAGCGACCACCACGACCACGACCAGUGCUCAGUCGCAGCGACCAGUGCCGCCUGCUGGGAAGCCCACCUCAUUGUCAUCAUCCCCCUCAGCAGCAGCAGCAGCUUCGUCGUCCCGUGUCAGCGCUUCGCCGUUCGCCUGGUCGGCCUCGUCUCCGUCCCUGCUUCCCUCUGCAUCCUCAUCCUCGUCCUCAGCUCGGCCUCAGCAGCAGCAGACCUCCUCUGUCGCCUUCUCGGCAGCGCCUGCACGACCGUCCCCUCCUCCGUCGACCGCCGCGGUGCGCCCAAAGCCGUCUCCAUCCGUGCUCACCUCGUUCCCCAAGCCCUCUCCCGCUGCGUCGUCCUCCUCCUCCUCUUCGCCGGUCUCUGGCCUACCACCCACGAACUCGAGCUCAAGUUCAAACCCUAGUUCAAGCGCAACCCCAAGCGCAAACCCAAGCGCAAGACCUCCCAGACCGGCGUCGGUGGUUCGCAGCGCCUCGUCGCCAAAUGCGGCUGCGCGUCCGCCUGCACGGCCAAUCCCUGCGACCACUGCUGGCCAGUCGUCGUCGUCGUCGUCGUCGCCGCUGUCCUCGUCGCCUUCAUCUUCAUCACUAGUGCCUGAUCAAGCUCCGUCUGCGCUGUCAUCGGCGAUAUCGUCCAUGGGAUCGCGCAUGAAUGGCGGAUUUACGCGCGGCGGAUCGCUCAAGGUGAACGGCGAGGCCAGCACCAGACGCCCACCGCCCGCGCGCCGUGCGCCAAGCGAUCUGUCAUCGUCUCGCUCGAGCGAUGAAGCUGCGGCAGAGCCACUCACCACCCAGACGGUCGGGACAACGACGUUUGUGUCGCGCAGGUCGCGGCAAUCUGUCACCCCGUCGGGCGUUUCCGUCGCCGUCACUGGGUACGACAAGCGCAGUGACGCGUACACCAACUCCAAGUUCAUUGUCUUUGUCGUCGAGGUCACCGCGGUCAGCGGCAUCACCGAAACCAUCUACCGCCGCUUCCCUCAGUUCCGAGAGAUGCACCGCAAGCUCAGCAAGCUGUUUGCCGGGCGUGACGAGCUGGAUACGUCUGCCAUUCCCAUCCCUGCCCUCCCGAACGUCAAGGAGAACAUUUUCACGGAUUACAACGCCGCCUGUCAGGAGCUGGACGACAUGAUGCAGGCCAUCAUGGCGUUGCCCGACGUGGUCAUCCAAUGCGAGCUGCUUCGCACAUUCUUGACGGCCACUGCCAAGGACGUGGCGGCCAAGCAAGCUGCGGAUGGGUUGUCUUCCCAAGACGAAACCGACACAACCGCUGUGAUCUCUGCCGAGGUCAUUGAUUUCAGGAAGGUCUUUGAUCCGGACAAAUUUUAUGUGUACUUGAUCGAGGCGAAGCGCAGGGACGGCACGUUGGUUUACGUGCUGCGACGCUACAGCGAAUUUUUCGAUCUCAACGAGCGGAUUUGCGAGGCAUUCCCGGGCGAUAAAACCACCUUGACCAAUGCGUUGCCGGAGAAGAUUCUACUUGGGCGAAGCCAAAAGAACGACGUCGCUGCGAAGCGUGUCAAGAAACUCGACAAGUACAUCCAGGCUGUCAUGAGCAUCCCGCAGGUCCGGGACUCGGCCGUUGUUCGAACAUUCCUCACUCCGUCCUACAAGGACGCCCUGUACAUUCAGCAAAUCGAAAAAUUGAUGGCCACCGGCGGUACCGUGCCGAACGGAUUUAGUCUUUGA